Suillus subalutaceus is the source of this 303-nucleotide messenger RNA. RefSeq lists its product as uncharacterized. Lineage: Eukaryota; Fungi; Basidiomycota; Agaricomycetes; Boletales; Suillaceae. The annotation marks the transcript as partial. The record is from RefSeq and is a predicted model, not a curated record. The transcript has 2 exons.
UUGAAGUGUUCGUAUCACAGUGACAUUGUACAGGAGUCGUCAGAGCAACUUGCCCGCAAAGAGAGUCACCUUGUUGUCGAUAAGCGGAUUGGCAUCCUACGAGACUGCAGCGUGACCUGGCUAUGGGAUGCUUUCACGACGGUAAAUAAAUCUGACAUAGUUAAAAAGGCAUUUGAAAUGUGCCAUGUUCACACAUUUAAUUUAUCAUUUGAGAGCCUGACAAGUUAUGCUGUGCGAGAGAAGUUGAGGAGCCUCAAAGUUGACGAUCCACAGUUUUGGGAUGAACUCACGAGUCAUGCACCC